AACCCAAGUGGCACCACAAACGAAGAGGUGUAGAUCUUGAUCUAUGACAAAUAUUGCCAAAAAUGUACUCUCCCCUUAAUCCACGUUAAGGAUCUCCGCAAACAUGGUGUAACCCUUUACAUUGUUAUCGAUAAAGAUCGAAAACCGGUUAAUGAUGUACCUGCUGUGUACUUUGUUCAACCCACUCACUCCAAUAUCCAAAGAAUCAUAGCUGAUGCUUCUAGAUCACUCUAUGAUAGCUUUCAUUUGAACUUUUCAUCCUCUCUUCCCCGCCCCCUUUUGGAGGAUCUUGCAUCGGGGACAUUGAAUUCUGAUUCUAUCCAGAGGAUUUCGAAGAUCCAUGACCAGUACUUGGAGUUUGUAACUUUAGAGGAUAACUUGUUUUCAUUGGCACAGAAGUCUAGUUAUGUGCAGUUGAAUGAUCCGUCAGCAGGGGAUAGAGAGAUUGAGGAGAUUGUUGAGAGGAUUGUUAGUGGGCUGUUUUGCGUUUUGGCCACGCUGGCAGUGGUUCCGAUUAUUAGAUGCCCACGUGGUGGGCCAGCGGAGAUGGUCGCAUCUGAGUUAGAUCAGAGGUUGAGGGAUCAUUUGUUGGUGAAAAAUAAUUUGUUUACAGAAGGUGGGGGUUUCAUGAGCUCCUUUCAGCGUCCAGUUUUGUGUAUCUUCGAUAGGAACUUUGAGUUGUCGGUUGGGAUACAGCACGAUUUUCGGUAUCGACCACUUGUGCAUGAUAUUCUUGGUUUGAAGCUUAAUAGGUUGAGUGUGCAAGGGGAAAAGGGUGGAAUGAAGUCAUUUGAAUUGGACAGUUCAGACCCAUUUUGGGUGGCAAAUGGAUCAUUAGAAUUUCCAGAAGUUGCUGUGGAGAUUGAGACACAAUUGAAUAAGUAUAAGAAGGAUGUUGAUGAGGUCAAUAGGAGAACUGGAGGGACUGGUGGGGCUGAGUUUGACGGGACAGACUUGAUUGGAAACACAAAACAUUUGAUGAAUGCAGUGAACUCACUCCCUGAGUUGACAGAGAGGAAGCAAGUGAUUGAUAAGCAUACUAACAUUGCAACGUCAUUGUUGGGGGAAAUCAAGGAGAGGUCUCUUGAUUCUUAUGCUAAGAAGGAGAAUGACAUGUUGGUGAGAGGAAGCAUUGAUAGGAAUGAACUUUUGAGUGUUCUGAGGGGAAAGGGGACAAAGAUGGAUAAGCUACGUUUUGCGAUUAUAUAUCUUAUUUCUUCAGAAGCCAUCAAUCAGUCAGAAGUGGAGGCUGUGGAGGCAGCACUCAGAGAGUCUGAGGUUGAUACUAGUGCAUUUCAGUAUGUGAAGAAAAUCAAGUCCCUGAAUGUUUCUCUAGCAUCAGCAAAUUCUGCAAGUAGAAGUAACAUUGUUGAUUGGGCUGAGAAGCUUUAUGGGCAGUCAAUCAGUGCUGUAACGGCUGGUGUAAAGAAUCUAUUGUCUAGUGAUAGGCAGCUGGCAUUGACAAGGACAGUGGAAGCUUUGAUGGAAGGGAAGCCAAACCCUGAAAUUGAUUCUUUUCUUGUUUUUGAUCCCCGAGCUCCUAAAUCAAGUGCUGGAGGAGCUAGCUAUCAUAUAAAAGGUCCUUUUAAGGAGGCUAUCGUAUUCGUGAUUGGUGGUGGUAACUAUGUGGAAUAUGGAAGCUUGCUAGAGCUUGCACAGCAUCAGCAGAACUUCCAUUUUGCAUAUUUUGAGAAUAUGGCUCAGAUGGGAAAUCUCAACUGA
This is a messenger RNA of Carica papaya (papaya), 1722 nucleotides long. It is a transcript of the gene ATSLY1, whose product is annotated as Sec1/munc18-like (SM) proteins superfamily. The record is from RefSeq and is a predicted model, not a curated record. NCBI's taxonomy places the organism in Eukaryota, Viridiplantae, Streptophyta, Magnoliopsida, Brassicales, Caricaceae. Gene Ontology annotation, biological process: vesicle-mediated transport.